AAUUAGAAAAAGGAAAAGCAAUCUAACAUUGAGAGCCCAUCUAACAUAUAUAACAUGGUUACAUAUAUAUACAAUAUAUCUCCCUAUAUAGCUAUAAUUCAUUUCAAUACUCUUUCUGUCCAUUUUUAACACCUCCAUCAAGCUUCUCUGAUUUUCUACAAUUUUCUACAUCCAAUUCCAAUUCAAUUUUUCAAGUAUUUUUUUAUUAUAUGGUCUAGAAGAAAUGGCAAGUGAGGCACCAAGUUGGGCUGAUCAAUGGGGUGCUGGUGGUUUUGGAGCAAUGGAAGAUGACAACACUAAAUCUCAAAAUGAUGCAAAGAUUAAGAACUCAAAUGGUAAGGGUGGUUUAAGCAAAGUGAAAGAAACUGCAUCAAAUUGUGUCAAGUGGUUCAAAAGUUUGUGCAAGAGAAAGACAGCAACUAAGCAAUUGGGUUAAUGGGAGGAUAUUUUGGUGUUCCUUUUUUCAUCACUAUAGCAUAGCAUGUAUUGUUAGUUUUGUAUUUUUCUUACAAUUUUUAGUUUUUUGAUGAAUUUAGAUGUUUUAUUUUGUUGGUGCCAUUUUGAAUAACAUAACCUCGUUUGAAUGAA
Molecule: messenger RNA, 588 nt
Organism: Vicia villosa (hairy vetch)
Lineage: Eukaryota; Viridiplantae; Streptophyta; Magnoliopsida; Fabales; Fabaceae
Exons: 2
Coding region: 224-436 (70 amino acids)
Source: RefSeq, a predicted model, not a curated record